Messenger RNA from Papilio polytes (common Mormon), 1846 nucleotides. RefSeq names its product ras-related protein Rab-23 (gene Rab23). NCBI's taxonomy places the organism in Eukaryota, Metazoa, Arthropoda, Insecta, Lepidoptera, Papilionidae. The transcript is spliced from 6 exons. Bases 353 to 1024 code for a protein of 223 amino acids. The record is from RefSeq and is a predicted model, not a curated record. Gene Ontology annotation, molecular function: GTP binding; GTPase activity.
CGCGAAGCCUGCGCAGACGCCGGUAAGCUAAGUUGCCACCGGUCGCCCGCCAAGCCGCCGACGCCAGUCGUUACGUAUGCUCUGUGUAAAUCAGACGGCAUUGCUUACUAUCGUAUAUGUAAAUAUCGCGGUGAAUUUUCACAAUACAAAAUAAUUUAAAGUGUCUACUAUAGUGCGAUAUUUGAAAUCAAUUGAGUGAAGUGGAUAUCGCAUUACGAAGUGUCUUACUAGAAAUAUAUAGUGUCAUAAGGCUUUUACGGAAUGAUAAUUCAAUGUGUUGUGGGAGUUCUACCACCGGAGCUUAUUGAAUGAAUUGGUCACCGCUGAUGUGGUGUGCGGGGGUGCGAGGAGGAUGCGCGAGGAGGAGCUGGAGGUGGCGCUGAAGGUGGUGAUCGUGGGCGACGGCGGCGUCGGCAAGUCCAGCAUGAUCCAGCGUUACUGCCGCGGCACAUUCACCCGCGACUACAAGAAGACCAUCGGCGUCGACUUCCUCGAGAGACAGAUUGAGAUCGAUGGCGAGGAGGUGCGGCUGAUGCUAUGGGACACGGCGGGACAAGAGGAGUUCGACGCGAUUACGAAGGCGUACUACCGCGGUGCGCACGCCUGCGUACUCGCAUUCUCCACAACAGACCGGGAUUCCUUUCUUGCGCUGCACUCUUGGAAACUAAAGGUUGAGAAUGAAUGCGGUGAAAUCCCGACAAUCAUAGUGCAAAAUAAGAUAGAUUUGAUGGACCAAUGCGUAGUUGGACCGGAUGAGGCGGAGCUGGUGGCGCGCGCACUCGGCUGCCGGCUGAUGCGGGCCUCGGUCAAGGAGGAUGUCAACGUGGGCGCGGUGUUCCGGGCGCUCGCCGCACGCUGCCUCGCUGACAUGCGCGCUGACGAUGACGCGCCCAGCGUCAACACAACGCCUGUUAUUGGUAGUUUCACAAACCACAAUAGCAACGGCACGAUCCUGCUGCGGCCCGCCAAGCACCGCCCAGGAAAGAAGAGGAACGUUUUCAAGAGCGCCUGUAGGAUACUCUGAUUUGAUUUCUAGAAGAUUCUAGAUCUAAAUUUUCUAUUUUAGUUGCCUUACAAAUGAACAGUAUAUUAUAUUUCUUUAAAUUUACGAAAUCCGUAGUCCUUGUUUACAUUUAUAUUAAGCCCAGUAAAAUACUUUAAAUCAAAAUAAAAAAAAAACUUCAAUAUUAGCGAUCUCGGCUGCGAUGUGGGUUUACAUGGCCAGUAAUUUGUGCCGUUUUAACGCGUUCAGUACCACUGUAUUUAAGGAGUAUAAAAGGAAAUACACUUCAGUCUAUUUUUUUUUAAUUUGGCAUAUAUUUUUAAUGAAAAAAAUGGCCUGAUGCAUAAAUGAUUUUAAACCCCUGAUUUUCACGUACUAAUGUGAUGCAUGUAAUAAUAUUCAUUUUAUAUUUAUUUACCUACGUUUCAUACGAGAUAUUUAUUUUAAAUUUAUUCUAAUUAGUGAUAGGCGCGACUUAUGUAUUAUUGUACAGAUAAUUAAAUUAGCCGUUAAUGUAUGUAACAACGUGCAAUGAAAUAGUUUGUAUUUAGUUUUACGUUACAAAACUAACAACAUUCUGGCAACAUUUUAUUUGAAAUCUAAAUUGUCUAUGACAUAAAUAUAUUCUAUGUUUAUUGCAGAAUAAAAAUAAAUUCUAGUGUAUUAUCAAGUUAUGUGAGAUACACGUAACUUGUUAAGCCAGUUUUUAGUAUAACAAAAGGCAUAUUUCUAAUUAUUUUUAAUAAAGUAGUUUUUAAAUUGAAUAGAUAAAAAAAUUGUUAUUUUCCUAAAAGUCAACGCUUUUAUAAUUUACUAUAAACUGUAAAACACGUCGAAUUGUAA